GACAGUGAACAGUCUACUGACGGUGAUGCUGGGAGGUAUAGGAUGUGAUGCUAAGGCAGAUGGAAGAUUUAUAGUCUACGGUUUCUCCCGGAGAGUCCGGACCACCUGUCACUUCUCUCCGCUCUGAGGACAAACUAACACAAAGAGGAGAAAAGAGGCAGAGACGCGCGUAAAUUCUCUGUGCGUCUUCGCCGCGCCAUGUCUCACCCGCUCCUCUGACCGCCAACUGCCUCUUGCUUCUUGGAUGAACUUUCUCGCCGCCUGCGGGGACGCGGCCGCUCGCACUGAGAUCAUGAAGACGACGCGGAAAUGUCGCGCGUUGCUGUCGGUGGGUCUGAACCUGGUGGCCCUGUUCUUCUCCACCACCGCCUUUAUCACCACGUACUGGUGCGAGGGCACCCAGCGCGUCCCCAAGCCCAACUGCAGCAAGCAGCGGCGCCACAAUUGCAUCGACUACGGCGUGAACGAGACGGACCAGAACAAGGUACACUACAGCUGGGAGACCGGGGACGACCGCUUCCUCUUCCGCCGCUUCCACACUGGCAUCUGGUACUCCUGCGAGGAGAACAUCCACGAAGCAGGUGAGAAGUGUCGGAGCUUCAUUGAUCUGGCCCCAGCAUCGGAGAGAGGUGUGUUGUGGUUGUCAGUGGUGUCGGAGGUGCUCUACAUCCUGCUGCUGGUGGUCGGCUUCAGUCUGAUGUGUCUCGAGCUUUUCCACUCCAGCAACGUCAUCGAUGGACUCAAACUCAACGCCUUUGCCGCCGUCUUUACCGUGCUGUCCGGUCUUCUGGGUAUGGUGGCCCACAUGAUGUACACUCAGGUGUUCCAGAUCACAGUCAGUCUGGGUCCUGAAGACUGGAGGCCUCACAGCUGGGACUAUGGCUGGUCCUUCUGCAUGGCCUGGGGUUCCUUCACUUGCUGCAUGGCUGCCUCCGUCACCACCCUCAACUCCUACACCAAGACGGUGAUCGAGUUCAGACACAAACGCAAGCUGUUUGAGCAGGGCCUGCGCGAGGAGCAGAACUACCUGGACCAGGAAGCUUUCCACUACUUCCGGGACCGAUCCCUCCAGUCUAUCUCCAGCACCGUUGAGGUCUACCCUGGCCAUGGUGGGACCAGAGCUGGGCUCGUCGUAGGGGGCCCGGGUCCAGGUCCAGGACCAGGGCCAGGUCCCGGUCCUGGACGAGGCAAGAUGAGAGCUACGUCAGCCUCUAUAGACCUGGGGGAGAACACAGACUCACUGGGGGAGGAGCAGUGCUGAGCCAUCGAUGGGAAAGUGAGGGUUAUGUGGGAUAAUGGGGCGAACUGCUACUUUAGGUCUGAACUGGCCACAGGUUCUGUCACUGAACACAAAAGCACAGCAGCCCUUGUUUUCUGUUUGAAGAAGAAUAGUAACUUGACGAGAAGAGAUGGAGGCAGAUGAAAUUUAUUAACAUGUUAAAUGAAAAUCAAUAUAAAGUGUGAAAAACAGACUGUGAGAUCUUUGACUUCGUGGAUUAAGAUUUUUUUGUGGAAAGCAGGUGUUCUCCAGGAUAUUUAAGGUGCUAUGUGUAGUAUUUAACAUCUGUAUUAAUUUUGAUAUAUUAAUAGGCCACUAUGGCCUAAAAUGGCAAUUACGAAAUAACGGUGUAUACUGAAGAGUAGCGUAACAGUAGCACAACUAGAGUACCGUUAUAAUGUCAGUGUCACAGGAAUAUCUAUAAAAGUUGCUAACAUUAGCUACUAUCAGCUACUAGUCAUAAUAGACUAAGUGAUGCUGUCGCAGCAAAACAGCCGAAAGUACUGAACUGAGCUGACAACAGAAGGAAUAUGUUAUAUUUAUUUCUUAGAUAUAUUUUAGACUGUGAAGAUUACAACUAAAAAGAAUGAUGACAUUGAAAGAAAGCAUUGGUGGAUAUCUUGAAUAAGAGAGAUACCAACAAUUGUGUUCUGCAUGCAGGGAAACUUAAUGGGAGCUGCCGUUUAAUUGCUGAGAAAUUAAUUAUUUAACUUUGUUAAAAUCACCAAGGAGAUAUACAAAUAUGGGUAGUAAACCACAGGAAUGUGUCACUUUUUCUUAAAAAUCUUUGAGAGGUAAGGAGGUAGCCCAAAGUUUUCUUUUUCAAACAGCAUCUUGUGGCAUUAGAAGAACUGUGCUUAGAGGUAUUUUAUUGUGGGUUUACAGUCUUUAUCUAUUAUUGUCUCUCAUCCUUCCUCUGGUUCUUCAGAACAAACACAGAAUGAUUUAGAGGUGGGGAAACAGGGAACAAGGAACAAGCAUGAUCUGCCAUGGACAGCAGACCGUCUGACAAACACAAAAUACUACACAUAGCCCUUUUAAACCGGUUGUGUCCGGGCCAUGCCCCAUUUAUGACGCUGAAUGUGAAAACUAGUGUUGAGAGUUAUUAUUAAAUCUACAUGUCUGCUCAUUUUUCAGCUGUGUUGUUCAUGAUGGUGAAAACUGGAGUGCAAUGAAAAAAUGUUUGAAUGACAACGUGCUUCUUCAGUCCUCAGCUUUGUGAUGGCUUUCAUUUUUCAAUUUAGUUUCAUGAUGAGCUCUAACAAGAGCCAAAGUCUGGUUAUCUCCUAAAGGCAUGAAGAUCUGAUUUGGAUGUUAUCAGUCCAUCAAAUGACAAACAACCCCAUAGAUAUAGGUUAGAAGGGGCAUGCGACACCUAUUAUGGGGUUCUUUGGGGUCCUUUGGAUUCAAAGGCUGUUAUUAGACCAUUGAAUUGCUGUUUGCAUAUAUGAAAUUGUGAAGUGUUUGCACUUUUGUUAGGUUUUACUUUCAAUUUUCACUACAUGGUUAGGUUUAGAAAAAGAUAUCAUGGUACGCCAACAACAUCUGUUUAAUUGUGUUUGUUUGACCCAUCCACCACCUGCCCCUCCUUCCACCACAAACUUCCUUGCUUUUUAUCCUAUGUUGCUUGACUUCCUUCUUUGCUCCUGUUGUAAUUAUUAUUGCCACGACAGGUUGGCGCCUAACAGUAAACAUAAACAGCCAUUUAAUGGCCUGGUAAUGACCUUUUAAAUCUCAUAGUAGAUGUGUCACGCCCCUUUUGACCUAUAUCUAUGUAUGAAGCUUAUAACCACUGAUAAUGCCUAUUUAAUGGCCUGACAACAGCCAAACCAGCUGUUGCUCUGUCUGUUCUCUAUAUAGUGCACUUUAUGAGUGAAGGUGUGAAAUUUGCUUUUAGCCAUUGAUAACUAUAAAACAAUUAUAUGAUUCCUUCAGCACAAGUUCAAUACAAUUGCAGUUGGAAUACAUUAAAAAUGAAAAAAAAAAAAAGUCAGCAUUGUGGUUAUGGGACUAUUUCAGUCACACUACUUACUGUAACAAUUACAACACAUUGGGGGUCAGGCAAGAAUCACAUACAAACAGAUUCACUCUAAAGUUGCCCUGUGGAGUCUUCCUCUAAACAAACACAUUUGUGAUAUAUUCAGUUUUUGGCAUUUAUUCUUUGCAUUUUGUGUGUGGUGAUUGCAUAAAACAAUUGGUGUCACUACCCCAUUAGUGUUCAAAACCUUGACAGGGUACCUUUAAAUGACAAGUACAAGUGAUUUAAGAGACCCAUCCCUGCAUUUACAUUUUUCUCUUGGCCACGAGCAAAAUUUAAUAAGGGUCCAGGUCUGUGGUAUAAGUCGUGAACUUUUUAAAAAGUAUUUAAUUGGCAUGACAACUUGCAGUUCAAUAGUUGUCAGAAAGGUUCUCACACUCCAACAGCCUCCUAAAGCUCUUUCUGCUGGUCGCUGGCCAGGUUCCUUACUUCAACAGUCCCACCUUUCAUUUUAGUCGAUGAGCGCUUCCUACGAAAGAGGAAAUGGUUUGAAUACAACUACUGUCACUGCUAAAUUUGUCCUAAUUUUGUCUGCUGACUUCCAACAGUGGGACCUGAAGCUCUGCGGUGUGAAGUUCUCCUUUUUACUCUUCAGUGACAUUUUUUGUUAAUUAAACUUUCACACAAAUGGAACAGUUUGAGAGCAUCGAUUAUGUUAAUGAUCACACAAAUGUGCACCUGCUCAUGAACAGGUGGGAUUCAUCAGGCUGAAACGAGCAAUUUAUGACAAGUUGUGCAGUUAAGAGAGAAUCCGACUUUGAACACUCUUAAAAGACACAGGGGAAAAAGUAAGAGACGUUUAGGAUAGCAGUGCGAAAAAGUUUGUAUUUGACACCCUCUGUCUUUAUUCAUACUGUCUCAGUACAUUUAAAUGUAGUCAAGAAGCAGUGGAGGAACAGUCCUUUCACAUGCAGCAGUUUGACAGUCCUGAAAGGGCUUUAGGCAAAUAUUGACACCCUGCAUCCAUAAAAUAAAUUAAUAGAGCACAAAGCAAAUUAUACAGGCUUUCACUCUUGUAUCAAACUUCAUUCUUUUCCAUAAAACAUAUUUCAUGAAAAUGUCCUCGUUCUGACACUUCUGUUUGUUGGCAGGGCUGUGGGUUAUACAUAUUUUUUGAGCUAAACUCAUGACUGACAGCUCCAUCACCCAGAGGUCAGGGGGUCAGUCCUCUCAGAAAGUUAAUGUGUUCUACCGGCACAGUGUCCUUGGGGACACUGCUGAACCUCCGCCUGCAGCAGGGAACCGUACACCUCUGACCUCUCUGAAAAUUAACUGCAUAAAUGUGCUGUAUGUGAGUCUCAAGGGGAUGAACACUGUACUUAAGAAAUAAAUCUUUGUAGUAACUGAGCGCUCCAGAUUUCAAAAAGAAAAAGCUGAAAUUGAGCUUCUGCGUGACACCUAUAGAUGACAGCUGAAGGGACACUGAAGUAUGAAUUCUUUUUCAGUGAAUAUUCAAAAGCUAAUCUAUGAAUGGCUCAAAAUUUGGCCUCCAGUUCAGAAGGGAGUAAAUCACUUUCCUAAAGGAAAAUGGAUUGAGUGCUUUGACAUAGUGGUGUCCAGGCCAAAAGAGAUAAAGCAGUCUAAAGGCUUUUUUUCCACUGCAGGAAUUUAAUGACCUGCAACCUGGAGCUUCCCAUAACCUGAGCCUGAUAGAAUCUGUGAGACUUUAGGAAAAGCAUUGAACUGCAGAGCUCCAGGCUCAGGCCCGUCUCCUCCAUCUGACCCACUCCAGUCCAAAGGAAAAGGAAAUCUGAACCUGUGUAUGCCUGUCAGAGACAAUCAUCUGGUAGCAUGUGUUCAUUAGUUUAAAUAAGCCACACGUCCUCUACUAAUAACACCAAGGUAAACAAUACAACAUAAUAUUUUGAUAUAACAUUGAUAUAACAUAACCUGCACUAACUUUAUGAGUUUGCUAGCGUUAGCAAACUACGUGAACCCAUGCUAUUGUAUCCCAAUGAUUGUCUUUUAAACAUAUAACACACCGUGGCAUCUCAACAUAUAAUACACUUACAUAUUAAUGAUAAGCACAACAAAUAAUAUGAAGCCUAAACAUUAAACAGAAUGUGAUUAGUCAGCUUGUAAUGGGCCUACUUAUAGAGUGGCAUGGACGUGAUACAGCGUAUUAUUUAUUAAUGCAUAAUAUGAUACAGUGGCAUGUGACGUUACUAUUUGAUAAGCAAGCCCAAUUAGUGCAAGGAAUUUUCCCCCUUAAAACAUGCAAUAACACAUAAUUUUCCAUCUUUACACAUGUAGUAACACACAACUUUCCACCUUAACACACACGGUAACAAACAUGCUUUUCCACCUUUACACACGUAGUAAUACAAAUAAUUUUCCACCUUAACACACAUGAUGACAUACGUGAUUUUCCACAAUGGGUCUCACAGAUGGGUCCCAGCACCAGAGGUGAGCCCAAGCCUGGAGCUCUGCAGUGGGACCCUAUUGGACUUUGGUGCAAGGUUCAGCCUUGCCCCAUUUGUAGCCACAACACAGCCUUAUAUGUUCUAUAUUGUAUGUUAUCUGUUACUCAGUAGGUGGUUGUAUCUGCAAAGGUAUGUUAAUGAUCUCACAAAUCCUCUAUCAAAAGGAAUGAUAAAAGGAUAAAAUGUUUGUCUGGGAUGAAACUGACAAAUUCAGUAUUCCCACAGACUGCACUGGUCACCACUGCACAUAGUUAGUCCAGUGGUUAAGAUGAGCAGAACUAAGAUGCACAGUAUUUAGAAAUAUUGAAUUUAAAUGAACAAACACUGUGUCAUUUCAGGCAGAAAAAUAUAAAAGGUACUCACAAAAACUCAAAAGUACUUGUGAUUGAAGAUCACAUCCCAGAAUGAAGAAAAAUACCUUACCACUGAAAAUUUUACAAUUCAGAACAUAGCCAGACUACAUUACUGGGAAAUGUAUGUAAAAUAUAAGGUGACCUCUAACUGACCUGGUAGAACAUGUGCCCCAUUUAAGCUGACUCUUUUCCAACCUUUGGCCUUUUGCUGCGUGUCAUCCCCCAUCUCUUUACCCCCUAUCUUGUCACCCUCCAGCUGGGCUAUAAUAAUGGCAAUAAAAGCCCUAAAAAUAAUCUAAAAAAAAAACACUAUUAACAUAGUACCCAACAUUGUGCACAGGCAGCCAAACAUGCAUGUUAAAUAUUACGAAUCCUAAUAUAUGUGCAUUUCAACACAUUCUGCGAUAUUAAUUGGCACGUUUGUCUUGUUUCUGCAUUUCCUUCCCCGAAAAAGUUUUUGGAACUUGAAUUGAGUAUUAGUGCUGAAAUUUAGUUCCAAUCUCUUGUCCCCAAAGUGAGUUUAGAGCUGUGGAAACAAAAGCAGAGACUGUGACCACAGCGACAUGUUAAGUUACAGAUCGUUCAGUUCCUGUAGUGGAAAAGGCCUGUGCGUUAAAAUUGGGCUAAAUCAAGCCUAAAUGUGAAGAGCGUCCCAAUUACAUGCUGAAAUAAAGUAAUUUAAAUGCAAAUGUUGAUUUGAAAUGUCACAACAAACAGUUUGGUGUGUGUUCAUCAGCUGGGGUUAAAUGAACAAACAGUGUUAAAGAAAAUUGUGUUUCAAGACUUGGUUGUUGUUUCACUUUGAUUUUAUGCAUUCACAAAAACAAAGUAAUACCCUGAGAAAUAAUCUUAUAUUCACCAACACAGAUGAGUCAUGUCUGGGAUUUUCGUGACGUUUAGAACCAGGUAUGACUCAGAUUUACUUUAAGAUGGUUAGAAUUUCCAGUUACUGCCACUGCUAUGGUCACUACAUUUUCUCCUGGAUGCUUAUAGUGUGCCGCUCUGCCUUGGAAUCUGUGUGUUAUGUAAGGCGUUGAGAUUGUAACCAGCCGGGAUUAAAUUGGCUGCGAGUUGCAGAAGUAACGGGGAGGUUUUUGGGGCCGACGUAAUCCUAACACAAGUUCCAAAUCCCCGUGCUGCCUGUCUAUAAAUUGCUGGUUUGUGGCAGGUCAUGAAUCCUCUGUACACAGAUGUAAACAUACUG
Molecule: messenger RNA, 7297 nt
Organism: Epinephelus fuscoguttatus (brown-marbled grouper)
Lineage: Eukaryota; Metazoa; Chordata; Actinopteri; Perciformes; Serranidae
Gene: gsg1l
Product: gsg1-like
Exons: 5
Coding region: 245-1261 (338 amino acids)
Cellular component (GO): plasma membrane
Source: RefSeq, a predicted model, not a curated record